AUGAUGAUAAGUACGGUGCUGAGGGUGCGUGCACCUGUGUAUGCGUCAGUUUGUGCGCCUCGGACGAUUGCAAUUGGGUACAGAAGGUUUUACUCUGACAAGAAGUUGGACGCUGUGAAAAAGGCUCCAGAGACCAAGGUGAAGGAGAAAGAGCCGCUGUGGGAUAGGGUGAAGCAUGAGGUGAAGCACUACGUUAAUGGUACGAAGCUGCUAGGUUACGAGCUGAAGAUAUCUACGAAACUUCUUGCCAAGUCCAUGCAGGGCUACGAGCUUACGAGACGUGAGAGGAAUCAGCUGAAACGGACAGUGGGCGAUAUAUUUAGGCUAGUGCCCUUUUCGGCAUUUGUGAUUAUCCCAUUUGCUGAGUUGCUGCUGCCUGUGGCGCUGAAGUUGUUCCCAAACUUGCUGCCUUCCACCUAUGAGAGCACUUCAGACAAGCAGUCAAAGAGGAAGAAGCUAAUUGAGAUCAGGCAGAACACUUCCGAGUUUCUACAUAAGACCUUGGAAGAGUCUCAGUUCAUUAGUUAUAAAAACAUAGAAAACGAGGAGAAGAAGAAGACCUUCUUGAACUUCUUCCAGAAAUUGUACGCUUUGAAAGAGAGCAACAAGAGCACAGGCCCUAUUAUCUUUACUCACCAGGAGAUUGUGACAAUUGCCAAAAUGUUUAAGAAUGACACUGUGCUGGAUAACUUGUCCAGGCCUCAACUUGCCGCCAUGUGUAAGUUUAUGUCUAUUAGACCUUUCGGUAACGAUCCAAUGCUGCGCUACCAGAUUCGUUAUAAGUUGAAGAGUAUCAUGGAGGAUGAUAAAACCAUCGAUUAUGAGGGUGUGAAAAGCUUAACACCAGAAGAGCUAUACCAAGCUUGUGUCUCUAGAGGUAUGAAGGCCUAUGGUGUCUCCAAAGAAGAUCAAAUCGACAAUCUAAAAGUUUGGUUGGACUUGAGAUUAAGGAAGAAGAUUCCUUCGGUCUUAAUGGUUUUAUCAUCAACAUUCACUUUUGGUGGUCCGCAACAGAGCAGAUCGGAGGAUUCUAGUUGCAGUCUUCACCUAACCGCUACCGAACCUGAAGUCUCAGAGGAUGGUAAAUGCCUGAUCUUUGAAGGUGAGAAGAGCAACUAUGAAAAGCUAUUGGAUUUAUACUAUGAUGGUAUUUUGCAAGUGUUGAGCAGUAUCCCUGAUCCUGUUUAUAACGUCGCUAAAUUAGACCUAAAUGAGGUCGUAAAACCUGUUGAAACGAUUAGUGAGGUUGAGAGUGUCGCUGAAGAAGGGCCCUCAAAGCAAGAAGAGUCAAUUGCUAAGGAACUUAGAGAAAUUGCAAAAGAAGUUGCCGAAGAGCCAACUUUAUCUAAUUCCGCAAAGGAAACUAGAGAAGUUGAAGUUGAUAUGGAGAACAAAGCUAGUGAAGAAGCCGGUUUGGCUGAGGGGUCUUCGAAAAAGGAUGAUAAUGAGUUCAAACUAAACGUUUUGAAGGAGCAAGAAGAGUUGAUCAAAAAGGAACAAGAAGAAGCGGAAGCAAGGGCAACUAGGGAAUCAGUGAGUGAUGACAUAACGUUAGAUGAAGAAGAAGAGGUCAGCCAACCACCAGUGCCUUUAGAUCAAGCUGCAAAGACUUCAAUAACUAAGAAAAACUAG
Messenger RNA from Nakaseomyces glabratus, 1632 nucleotides. It is a transcript of the gene MDM38, whose product is annotated as ribosome-binding protein MDM38. Gene Ontology annotation, cellular component: mitochondrial inner membrane. NCBI's taxonomy places the organism in Eukaryota, Fungi, Ascomycota, Saccharomycetes, Saccharomycetales, Saccharomycetaceae. Gene Ontology annotation, molecular function: ribosome binding. The record is from RefSeq and is a predicted model, not a curated record. Gene Ontology annotation, biological process: intracellular monoatomic cation homeostasis.